CCUCUCUGCCAAUCGGGAGUUCACAACGUAUUUUCCGACCGUUGACUCCCAUAUAAAAUGUGACGCGCUGCGCGAGCUUAUUCUGGUUUUUGUCGUGCUUGCGUGGUGGGAGUUAGGUGGUGAGGCGAAAUAUGUCGCGGUACGGGCGUUACGGAGGAGAGGCCAAGGUCUAUGUUGGAAACCUAGGAACUGGUGCUGGUAAAGGCGAGCUGGAACGUGCAUUCAGUUACUAUGGACCGCUGCGUACUGUGUGGAUUGCAAGAAACCCGCCGGGUUUUGCGUUUGUUGAGUUCGAGGACACAAGGGAUGCGGAAGAUGCUGUGCGAGGGCUUGAUGGAAAGGUGAUUUGUGGAUCCAGAGUUCGUGUGGAGCUAUCAACUGGCAUGCCUCGACGUUCACGAUAUGAUAGACCUCCUGCUCGUCGCCCAUUUGACCCCAGUGAUCGAUGCUACGAGUGUGGUGAAAAGGGUCAUUAUGCAUAUGACUGUCAGAGGUAUAGCAGACGCAGAAGGGGCAGCAGGUCCAGGUCUCGAUCUCACUCAAGAUCACGUGGAAGGAGAUAUUCCCGUUCUCGCAGCAGAAGCCGUGGCAGGAGGUCUCGAUCUGCUUCUCCUCGCAGAUCAAGGUCAGCAUCUCCCCGCCGAUCCAGGUCUGGCAGCCCACGCAGGUCAAGAUCAGUUUCUGUUAAAAGAUCAAGGUCUAGAUCCAGAUCUAGGUCAAGAUCCAGGUCUGUUUCACGUCCAAGAAGCAGAUCAAAGUCUAGAUCUGCUACUCCAAAAAGAAGUGAUGUGAUUGUCUCUUGCAGCCGCUCUCCUUCUAGGAGCCCACGGAGGAGCAUAAGUCCAGAAAGGAAUGGAUAGAUGACAUGGUGGUCUGAAAGGAAUGUGUAAAUGAGUCUCCAGAUAUCCUGCAUUGGACAACUUGGGUUUAUUUUAAACUUUGUUACUUCACUUCAGUAGGCUAGCGUACCAUGUAUGUUCCCUCUCAUCUGAAGGUGAAAAACUUUUGUAUCUCGAAAUUAAAGUGUUAUUAACUAA
This is a messenger RNA of Spea bombifrons (plains spadefoot toad), 1037 nucleotides long. RefSeq names its product serine and arginine rich splicing factor 7 (gene SRSF7). Bases 132 to 860 code for a protein of 242 amino acids. The record is from RefSeq and is a predicted model, not a curated record. The transcript has 8 exons. Lineage: Eukaryota; Metazoa; Chordata; Amphibia; Anura; Pelobatidae. Gene Ontology annotation, molecular function: RNA binding; zinc ion binding. Gene Ontology annotation, biological process: mRNA splicing, via spliceosome. Gene Ontology annotation, cellular component: nuclear speck.